CAUCGCUGAAGCAGGAGUUCCCUCUAGCUGUGGAUAGAGGAUUAAUGGAGGGGGUCUGACUGUCGAAUUAUGCGAACUACAUAGUGCACAAGACCGAAUUGCUUUAUCAACAUAAACAAGCAAGCGAUCACGCUACCGAAAAAAUACGGCGAAGACGGCGUGCAGCGACAGGAAUCGCGCACGGACGGUGAAAACGAGGGCUUGUGUCGCUCAAGAGGAAAGUCGAGGGCCUCGCUCAGGGUUAGCAGAGCGAGGAAGAGGAGCGAGAGAAGGAGAAGAAGACGGGCUCUUCGCCUUAUUUUAGCAGACUGGACCCGACCCGGGAGCACUGAGAGACAUUACCGAACCACAAGCGCUGCAAUCAGACAGCUACUGUUAGCUAGCUAGCGCUCGCUAGCUAGCUAACCAACUAACCAGCUACUAUCAAGCUUCAGACUUUAUGUGAUCUGACAGCAUACUGUGAUCCAACGAGUUAUGUUCAGACACAGCUAGUGCGACGGCCGCAGAAAUCGUAUGAUAAGCAAGGGGACGGAGUCUUAAGACAGUUGGCGUAAAGAAAAGUCGAUUUAGAUCUGCUAUACCUGGCCUGCAAUCAUGGGCAACGCGCCCACCGCCAAGAACAAGGGCAAUGAGAUGGAGAGCGUUAAGGAGUUUCUCGCUAAAGCCAAAGAAGAUUUCCUAAAGAAAUGGGAGAACCCAGCACAGAACACUGCGUCUCUGGACCAUUUUGAGCGGUUGAAGACUCUGGGCACCGGCUCCUUUGGACGAGUCAUGCUAGUCAAGCACAAAGAAUCAGGCCAGCAUUUUGCCAUGAAGAUCCUCGACAAACAGAAGGUGGUGAAGCUGAAACAGAUAGAACACACACUGAAUGAGAAACGCAUCCUGCAGGCCGUCAGCUUCCCCUUUCUCGUGCGAUUGGAGCAUUCUUUCAAGGAUAAUACUAACCUGUAUAUGGUAAUGGAGUAUGUUCCUGGCGGAGAGAUGUUCUCUCACUUGCGUAGAAUCGGACGAUUCAGUGAGCCUCAUGCCCGAUUUUACGCCGCCCAAAUAGUUCUGACCUUUGAAUACCUUCACUCGCUCGAUCUCAUCUACCGAGAUCUGAAGCCUGAAAACCUGCUCAUAGACCAGCAGGGCUACAUACAGGUAACAGAUUUUGGAUUUGCUAAACGUGUAAAGGGCAGGACCUGGACACUGUGUGGCACACCUGAGUACCUGGCACCAGAAAUCAUCCUCAGUAAAGGCUAUAAUAAAGCUGUGGACUGGUGGGCUCUGGGAGUGCUGAUCUACGAGAUGGCUGCUGGUUACCCGCCGUUCUUUGCUGACCAGCCCAUCCAGAUCUACGAGAAGAUUGUCUCCGGGAAGGUCCGCUUUCCUUCACAUUUUAGCUCUGACCUGAAGGAUCUGUUGAGGAAUCUGCUGCAGGUUGAUCUGACGAAGCGCUUCGGGAACCUGAAGAAUGGCGUCAACGACAUCAAGGGCCACAAAUGGUUUGCAACCACCGACUGGAUCGCAAUCUACCAGAAGAAGGUGGAAGCCCCGUUCAUCCCUAAGUGCAAAGGCCCCGGGGACACCAGCAACUUCGACGACUACGACGAGGAAGAAAUCCGGGUCUCUAUCACGGAGAAAUGUGGAAAGGAGUUUGCUGAAUUCUAGAAGCAGCAGCAGCAGCGGUGGAGGAGAGGCAUGGGGAGAGAUUAGACGUGGGGCAACUGAGAGAAGAAGACAACGAUGAGGUUUUCCAAGUUGGGAUGAUGGACUGGACUGAGCCUGUAUUCGGUAACAACAACGCAGAGCCCUCACACACAGACAGAGGGAGAAGAAGAGUCCUGAGAGAGAGAGAGACGCCAGCAGUGUUGCCUUUUCAGAUCCUUCGUCACUUGUUACUUGUCCAUUUUCAUGUUUUCCCUCUUGUUUGGUAGCCAGGGUCCAUUGGGCAGAGAUUCAGUCACCUCUCUGUGACUGGCUGGCAUGGGGAUAUUUGUGACUACUUUUUUGUUUGUUUGUUUUUUUUCUCUCUCCAGAGAUAUAGAGGUUACUUUCUGGUACUGAAUUUUGGCUUCUCCAGAGAAAAUUACCCCAUAUUACUACAAUUUUUUUUGUUUGUUUUUUUUAAUUAGCAAAGGUGUCCUUGCUCUGUAGUUCUCCACCCUGUCACAUAUUCUUUUCUUUAUUUUAAUUUGCAAUGCACCUAUUGGCAGUCAAUACCAAAUCAAACAAACUUAAACUUGUUCAAGAGUUUUGUUCUUCGAAAGAUCACCCAUUUCCGAUUUGGAUUUCAAGCAUCACACUACCAUUUAUGAUCAUGGAUUAAAGGGAUAGUUCACACAACAAUGAAAUCUGCCAUUUCUGUCUUCCAUUGAACACAAAAGACCACAUUUUGAAGACUUCUGUUUGCUGGCGCUCAUUGACUUCCAUAAAAGUUUACUACUCCUACUAUGGAAGCAUUGUGAUGGGUAUUUCUUGAAAAUAUCUUCUUUUGUGUUCAACAGAAGAAAGGUUUCAAACUACAUGAGGAAGAUUUUUAUUUUUGUGUGUGUUUUCCCUUUAAUUUGGCGCAGUUUCCUGCAAUGCUGUCAGAUCAGGCAGAAUUAGCCGCUUAAUAUAGAAGUACUUGAUUUGGAUUGAUCAGCUUUGUGUAUUUCAAGUCCUAAAAAUCUAGUCAUAGUGAUGGAUGUGGUUUGUCUUCAAAAAGCGGCCACGGAUGAGACCAUACCUUACUUUAUAUUGCAGAUUUGUAGCAUGUACAAGCAUUCUUGAUGCUUCAAAUCCAUUAUUUCAUCCGUUUGUUUAGUUUCGUUUGAUUCAAAGGAACAUAUUUACAGAAAUCGGUGAACACAAAAUGGAAGGUGUAGUUCAAGCACAAAGGUUUGUAAUGCAGAUGUGAUCGUUUUUAAAAAUGAUGCUUUUAAGGAAAACUAAAUCUGUUAAAGGAAGGCACUGUUUCUGUGGUUACACUGGGUUCCUGAUUGAUUAUGAUGUUGUUUUAUUAUGUAUAGUUUUCUGCUAUGUCACCUGCCAGUGACUAAUUCACCGAAAAAGGAAUAACCCUCUUCUAAACAGCCUAGUCAAGUUGUUUAAAAGUUUGGCAGGUUAUCAAUGCAUUUAACCUCUCUGAGGCUUCACUAUUCAAUCUUUAUUUCUGCUUCAAACAAGCUUGCAGUUCAUAUAGAUUGAGAAAUUGCACUUAAUUUAGUUCAUCUUCAGCAGAACAGGAAGAUUUUAAGCAGAAGCUUUAUUCCUUGGCGAUUGAUCAAAUCAAUGGCAAUUGGCAUUUUUGUAGUCAAACAAAUAUACAGCAUAAACAAAAUGGAUACCUGUGGUUCCAGGACAAUAGUGCUCUUUGGAAAACCGAAGCGAUCAGUCUGUGCAGGAAACUGAAUCUUAUUUAAAACAUUCUAAACCCAAACCGUUUGCUGAAGCUGUGGCGCAUGAGUUUCCUGCUGCAUUAUUCUCGUGUGAGCUGACACUGUUUGUUUACAGCACUUAACGGUUGUAGUAAUGUUGUAAAUAAUGUUCAGUUUCAGCCUCAGGCUGAUUGUUUUGCUUUAUAAGACUGUAAUGUAUCAUGAGCCAUAUUGAUUCAUUUUGUUUUGCCUAUAUGUUUUUUUGACUUUUAAAGUGUUUAUAAUAUCUCACUUAAGGGGUAGUUCACACAACAAGAAAAAUAAUCAUUUAUGUAAUUCAUGUAAAUGUGCUUUUAAACCUAUUUGAGUUUCUUCUGUUGAACACAAAAGAAGAUAUUUUGAAGAAUGCUGGUUGAUGGUGCCCGCAGACUUCCAAUGUAAGGAAAAAUUCCAAUAGAUUUCAGCUACUAGCAACAUUUCAAAGUAUCCUCUUUUGUUUUCACCAGAAGAAAGUCAUACAGGUUGUAAAACAUGUUAAUUAUGGCAGAAUUUUCAAUUUUGGGUAAACUAUGGUUGAAAUUGCAUUUUUUAUUUUUUAUUUUUUUUUUGUAUCUUAUUAAAGGGAUAGUUUACCCAAAAUUUAAAAUUCUGCCAUCAUUACUCUUACUUUUAAAACCUGUUUUGCUUUCUUCUGAUAAAAACAAAAAAAGAUGCUUUGAAUGUUGCUAGUAGCUGGCACCCAUUGACUUCUAGUGUAUAGUUUUCCUUUACAUUGGAAGACUAUGGGCACGAUCAUUCUUCAAAAUAUCUUCUUGUUUUAUCAGAAGAAAGUCAUACAGGUUUUAAAACAGAAUAAAUGAUGACAGAAUUUUUACUUUUUGGUGAACUAUCCUUUAAUAAGAUACCAAAACCUGCCAUUUCAGCCAACAUUCUUUUCUAAUGUUCUAUCUAGAGUAAAUGAACAGCAUUUUUGUUGUUGAUUCGUUCUUUAAGAUACCAACCCCCCUUGUUCAUUUGGCUUAUUGAUAUGAGUUUCUAUCUUUCUAUCUUGCUCUUUGUAGGACGCAAGACAAUCUGAACACACGUCCCCAUGAUUGUUUAGUUUCCAGAUGUGUGCAAUAUUGCAUAGUGUGUUGCAAAGGUUUUAUUUUGUUGUCGCUUCAGAGAAUAUAUUAGAUGUUAAAGGCAAAGUGUGAUUCGUCCACCACUAGGGGCGCUAAAGAAAAAUUGUUGUGAUGGUGUAACUAAACAGAAAGAAUCCUAUAUUUUAUCCCGACAGCUUUUUUUUUUUUUCUCUCCCCCUUUUUCUUCUAAUGAAACGGAAUGGACGAAAAUUUGGAAUUUACGAAAAUUCUAGCUGUGCGAUUGAUCGAAAUCCUGCUAUUCUACGAUUUUUGGUUUAGUUUUUUUGUUAUGAUGACUAGUGUAACUUAAUUUUGCUGAAUGUUUGCAACAAACGAUUGGUGCCAGGUUAAAAAUGGGUUUCGAGCGAUACAUUGUAUGCAUUUUAGUAUCGGAAUUAUCUAACGGACAUCGAAUAGAAAGGGGUAGUUCACCCAAAAAUGUAAAUUCUGCUAUCAUUUACUGACUCGUUAAAAAACUAAUUGAGUUUCUUCUGUUGAACACAGAAGCAUAUAUUACACUGCUUUUGAAGAAGCAACCAGCAUUCUUCAAAAUAUAUUCUUUUUUCAGUUCAACAGAAGUAAGGAGAGUGAAUUCAAUUUCUGGUAAGGUAAUUUUCAUAUUUGGGCGAACUAUCCCUUGAAGGUGAUAUAGUAUUUGUUCAUUUACAUUUACAUCGACAAGUCACCGCAACCUGCCAGGAUCACAGCCAUAAAUGUUUUUGAUCAUUUUAGGUGCUGAAGUACCUUUUUAGAAAUGGGGUGCUGUUUCGUUGUCGUCCUCGCUUCUCCUCGACUAUUGCUGGCAGAUUCGCUCUCCUCGUUUGUAGGAGAAAUGGCUCCAUCGUAUGGCUUCGAAAAACAAUCAGUGUUCAAAGAUUGCUUCUGUUGCGUUUUAGAUUACCCAGCAGGCUCUCGAAGAAGCAACUUGAGACUAUCCUCAACUGGUGCAUAUAAUGAGUUCUAAUGUACAGGUUUUCGUCUGAGCUUUCCCCUCAUCUUCGAGCUUGAUCGUGAUUUAUUUGAAGGGUUUGUUUUAAACGGCAGCGUUUUAAAUGGGUGGCUGGAGAUGAUGGCUCAAACGCACCUUUCAUUACACACUUUUAUUUUCUUUUUGUCGGUCAGAGCAUGGAAAAUACGUGACAUUCUUGGCGAUAUUCAUCCCUCUGUCUGCCUAGCUUUCAGAUACAUGGGUGUCACUCCAGUUUCACACUCAUCUGCUCAUUUACACUGACUGUCGAUCAUCUUUUUGCGUGUGUGCGUGUGUGUGUGCGUGCGCAUCAGUCCAUGAUACAGUUUGCCUUUGUACACAUCCAGUUUCCUACACUCUUCUAUUUGCUUUAAAAAAAAGAUCAUGAAGAAAACAUUUGAUUUACUUUUUGCAUAUUUUCUAAGUGUAUUUUCAAUAACAGGAGUCUCUUUCCUCCCGACAUGGGUAUGGUGAUGGUGUAGUCUAUUGUACCUUUUUUCGGGAAACAAUACUGUAUAUUCUCUGCCUUUAACAGUCUUAAUUAUUUUACCUUCUGGAGAAGUUGACGGAGACCCGUAGGACACAUCGAGUAUGUUUAAAAACGACAAAAAAGAAUAAAAUAAAAAAAAAUUCACAGAAUAAUAUUUUGCAACAUGUAUCAUUCCAAUAAAGUUUUAAUUGUUAAAAUUACAGAAA
This is a messenger RNA of Danio aesculapii, 6131 nucleotides long. It is a transcript of the gene prkacaa, whose product is annotated as protein kinase, cAMP-dependent, catalytic, alpha, genome duplicate a. Gene Ontology annotation, molecular function: ATP binding; protein kinase A regulatory subunit binding; cAMP-dependent protein kinase activity. The transcript has 10 exons. Gene Ontology annotation, biological process: peptidyl-serine phosphorylation. The coding region runs from base 595 to 1653 and encodes 352 amino acids. The record is from RefSeq and is a predicted model, not a curated record. NCBI's taxonomy places the organism in Eukaryota, Metazoa, Chordata, Actinopteri, Cypriniformes, Danionidae. Gene Ontology annotation, cellular component: nucleus; cAMP-dependent protein kinase complex.